Phlebotomus papatasi is the source of this 2601-nucleotide messenger RNA. Its product is annotated as ethanolaminephosphotransferase 1. NCBI's taxonomy places the organism in Eukaryota, Metazoa, Arthropoda, Insecta, Diptera, Psychodidae. Gene Ontology annotation, cellular component: endoplasmic reticulum membrane; Golgi apparatus. The record is from RefSeq and is a predicted model, not a curated record. The transcript has 3 exons. Gene Ontology annotation, biological process: phosphatidylethanolamine biosynthetic process. Gene Ontology annotation, molecular function: ethanolaminephosphotransferase activity. Bases 1206 to 2372 code for a protein of 388 amino acids.
GGGUCAAUGCAUCAAAUGCCGCGAGAUUUAUCUCACACACGCUACAAAUCUCGUGACGUCGGCCUCAUAGUGCAUUGUCUAAUGCUAAAAUGUAUAACUAUUUAUAUCACGGGAGCGAUACCAGAACACUUCCAACGCCCCUCAUUGACGCAAUAUGAGCUCGUGUCCGUGGAAAAACUGAAUAGAUUUCAAUGUAAUUUUCUUCAAUUGCCUGAAGCGAGAGAUUUGGGCAAAUCUCGCGAGAAAAAAAUGCAAGAUUAGGGGAUAAAUGGGAUAAAUAUAUUAGAAGAUUUCGCGUGUUGGUUGAAUUGCUAAAGAGAGGAAGCUUAUCAAGAAUUUUUACCUGAGAAUCUUGUGUGCUCAUUUAGAAAUAUCCGGUUUCACAGUAAUAGAUUUUCUUGCCAUUUUUGAAAGGGCUUUUAGGAUCUCUUUGUGUCUUUUCCUUAGUUCAAUUCUAGGUGCAAAAACCCGCAAAACCUUUAGAUAAGAAUCUUAGGUUAUGAAUCGACCAGCAACACCGGCAAGCAUCCUUUUAGGUUUUCUUGCAAAAUCAAUUUUCCUUUUUUAUAAUCCUAACACCUCAAGGACUUAGCAAAUCCUUCAAGGCUUUUCCCUAUGAAUAUUAAAUAGGGACUACUGACUACGAUGACUACUCAAAAACUAUAAUUUACCUACGUAAUCUCUUGUUUUAAAAUAAUUCUAAAGAAAGCAAAUAUUAAUCAACUGGGUAUAGUGAGAUUAAAUAAACUCAUUGAUAAGAAAAUUUCCAUUAAUUUUAUUUAGGGAACAUCAUAAAAAUCCAAUUUUGUUGCAGAAAAAUCUCCCGCGCUUUUUUUCUCAACUGCGACAAUUAUAUUUUGCAGAAUAGACGCGAAGGCGCUGUAGUCGGUGUGAAGAUGCCGUCUCGCGACAAAUAAAAAAAAAGUGUGAUUUGAAAAAAAGUGUCUCUCCCUAAUUUUCUUAUCAAAUUUUCUCAAUUCGGCCUAAUUUUCACCACAGUCAAUUGCUGGGGCAGGGUGGACAGACACCCAUUGCUGUGAUAACGCCAAAGAGCCACCAAAUUGAUGUGUUUAGUGCGCAUUUCGUUGAAGAUGACGCUCCGAUAAAGCGGUUUUUUUUGUGUCCGGGACUUUUGUGGAAGUCUCCUAGAGUGAGUUGUUUUGUUUUUUGAAGAGGCUACAAUUGAGAUUUUAGGGCAGCUAUCCAUGGAGUCAAAGAUGGAUUUUGAGUAUUUGUCACAGGAGCAUUUAGAUGGAUUCGAGAAUUACAAGUACAGCUCUAUAGAUACCUCACCGCUCAGCAUUUAUGUGAUGCAUCCGUUCUGGAAUCACCUAGUGAGGUACUUUCCGCGAUGGGUGGCGCCCAAUGUGAUGACAUUUCUGGGAUUCCUCUUCACCGCACUCAAUUUUGUCAUGCUCUCAUGGUAUGAUUGGGGCUUUUGGGCCAGCAGCGAUCUACCCGGCACUCAGCCCAUUCCCAAUUGGUUCUGGGCUCUGGCAGCCUUCAAUCUCUUCCUAGCUUAUACUCUGGAUGGGAUUGAUGGGAAACAGGCUCGUCGGAUUGGAUUGUCUGGGCCCCUGGGGGAGCUCUUUGAUCACGGCCUUGAUUCCUAUACAGCCGCUCUGAUUCCAGCCUGCUUGUAUAGCGUCUUUGGCCGAUUGGCUCCCUCAAUUUCGCCCAUGAGGAUGUUCUACAUCACUUGGAUGGUAUUCUUCAACUUCUACCUGUCCCACUGGGAGAAGUACAACACUGGUGUCCUCUACCUCCCCUGGGGCUACGAUCUCAGCAUGUGGGGCUCAACGCUGAUGUUCCUAGUGACAUAUAUUGGAACUUACAGCAUGUGGAAAAUUCCAUUUCCCUUUGGAUUAACUUCCGGUUCAGCUAUGGAGUCAAUUCUGCACGCCUGUGCCCUCUCCAGUCUCCCCAUGUCCCUCUACAAUCUCUACAAUUCAUAUCGAAAUAAAACGGGUAAAAUGCGUCCCCCUUUGGAGGCUCUGCGUCCACUGCUGCCCUUCGUCACAUUCCUGGUGAUCUUUAUGGUGUGGGUGCAUAAGUCUCCGAGCAAUAUCAUGGAACGUGAGCCUCGUGGACUUUUCCUGCUCAGCGGCACGAUUUUCAGCAACAUUAGCUGUCGCCUGAUUGUGGCUCAGAUGUCCAGUACUCGAUGUGAAGCUGUCCACUGGAUGACACCAAUUUUUGUGACUGGGAUUCUGGCUGGAAUGACAUUCCCAUCCAUGGAGCUCUUCAUACUCUAUGCACUGUGCGUGGGGACGACUCUAUGUCACUGGCAUUACGGUACAAUGGUUGUUCAGCAGCUGUGCAGAAAGUUCAACCGGGUGUGCUUCUCCGUGACACCAGCCAAAGUCCCAUGAAGAGAUUUUCUUUCUGUCUCCGAUGCAUGCUCUAUUCUCUGUGGCCAUAAUUUUUUUUUAAUUUAAUUUCACGCGCUAUAUUUAAUCUUCCUGUCCAUUUCUUGCCGCGUUACCUUUUUAAAGUUGAGGACACCAACUCGCUCGAGAGUAUUUUCGCUAUUAGUAGUUUCUUUGAUGAAUAGGAUGUGUAAAAGAUGCAAAAAAAAAUAAAAGUGUAUUUUAUCUUAAA